UUCUCUACUGAUGAAGAAAUGGCGGACCCUACAGUUUGCAUUGCUGUAGAUUUGGGAAUGGAUUUCUCAGGAUACUGUUUUAAGUUUGCAGCGUCAGAACAGAUUUGGCAGCCGAAAUGGGGUGAAGAGUUUGGUUUUAACACCCCCAAAACUCCUACCUGUAUUUUGUUUGAUGAAAAUGAAAAGUUCUUAGAGUUUGGUUAUGAUGCUGUAAUGACUUACACCAGUCAGACCCAGAAAGACGAGGCAAAGAAGCUCUACCUCUUUGAAAAUGUCAAAUUGGAGCUGCAUAAAAAUGAGCUGCACAGAGAUGUUAUGCUAACUACCAAAAAUGGGAAACAAAUGACAGCUAUGACAGUGUUCUCUGAGAGCUUGAGGUUUAUGAAAGAUCACGCCCUGGAGAUGAUUGGAAAGCACACCUUUGGUGUGAAGCUCUCAGCUUCUGAUGCUACGUGGAUUUUGACGGUUCCAGCUAUUUGGAGCGCAGCAGCUAAACAGUUCAUGAGAGAAGCAGCAACAGAGGCGGGUCUGGUGACGGAAUCUGAGCCUGACAGACUGAUCAUAGUUCUGGAACAUGAAGCUGCAUCUAUGUGGUGUAAACAGUUGACACACAAACAGUUUAUGGAAGAAGAUCUUACAGAAGCAGAGGCAAUAAAGGAAGUUCCAGGAACUCAGUACAUGGUAGUGGACUGUGGAGGUGUGAACAUCAACAUUACUGUUCAUGAGGUGAUGGAGGGGGGUCAUCUAAAGGAGUUGAACUGGGCAACAAAAACAUUUGAGGAUGGUAAACCAGUAGACAAACACUUCAGGGAGUACCUCAGAGAGACAUUUUAUGAGAAAAUGUAUGAUGCGUUGGAAGAAAAACAUUGCAGUGAUCUUCAGAAGUUAAUGUACGACUAUAAUGGAGAUAUGAAAUUUCCAUUUCAUUUAGAACAGCUAGUCAGGAAAGUUGCAGAUAAAGGAGCCGGCAGUAGGGGAAGUGCUGAAACACAAAGCAGAAUCCUUCAGAUAGGAGAUAAGCUAAAAUUACUACAUGACAAAAGGAUCAGAAUCAUAGAAAGCCUGAUUAGAGAAAUAUUGAAAGACUGCAAACUAAACAUCAGCUACAUCUUCUUAGUUGGAGGCUUUGCUCUGAGUCCGUACAUGAACAGUUUACUCAGAGAGAAGUUUGGGGGGCAGUGUAAGGUGGUCUGCCCUGUUGAUGCUCAGAUGGCUGUUCUGAGAGGAGCCGUUACAUUUGGCAUGAUUCCAAAUGUGGUGGAAUCACGGAUCAGUCGUAACAGUUAUGGAAUUAGAAUUAUGGAGGUGUUUAAUGAGACCAAACACGAGGGCAAGCGGAAAUAUGUGGCAAAGGAAGGAAAAGUGUACUGUGAUGUUUGCUUCCGCUGUUUUGUACAGAAGGAUGAAUCUGUCCUCUUUGAUGAAGUCAGAGAGUUCAACUUUAAUCCAAUUGAGAGAGACCAAAAACUUGUGCAGUUCGAUUUGUACUGCACUGAGAACAAAUCUGCUAGGUUUGUAGAUGAGUGGGGAAUGGUGAAGAUUGGGUCUUUAGCAGUCUCAAUGCCAGUGAUCAAAUCAGGCAGUCCUCGAACACUAAAACUUCAGGUGAAGGUUGGUUGCCCUGAGAUGCAGGCGACUGUCAUUGAUGUUAAUACUGGUGAGAUCGGUUCAGUCAAACUGGACCUCAUGUCCAAAUAAUUACUCUGAUCCAGAAAUGUGCAGCUUUUGCUUUACACAUUGUACUAUGGAUGAACUUCAGAUUAUUUCUAAAAAUCAAAUCUAGCUGAGCACGAAUUUAUCAUUGUUUAUGAUAAAUCUGACUA
Messenger RNA from Astyanax mexicanus (Mexican tetra), 1823 nucleotides. RefSeq names its product heat shock 70 kDa protein 12A-like. The transcript is spliced from 4 exons. The coding region runs from base 19 to 1698 and encodes 559 amino acids. Gene Ontology annotation, molecular function: ATP-dependent protein folding chaperone; ATP binding. The record is from RefSeq and is a predicted model, not a curated record. Lineage: Eukaryota; Metazoa; Chordata; Actinopteri; Characiformes; Acestrorhamphidae.